AUGUCUUCAGGUACAGGCGAUUCCUUAGUAACAUCAACAAUGAAAAAACCAUAUUUAAAAUCAGAUGAAAUUCACCAACGUACAGGAGAAUUAAAACAAUCCUUAGCAAUAUGGCGUAAUAUUCUUCUACCAUUAAAUAAUUUACUUGAAUGGGAACAUAAAUAUGAUCCCCUUGUUAUUUUUGGUAUUAUUACAUUCAUUUUUAUCUUUAUACUACAAGCAAAUCCAUCAGUACUUACACUUGUUAGUUGUGUUAUUUUGGUUUUUGUACUUAUUGAUUUACUUGUACCAAUGGCAAUUCGUAUAAUUUAUAAAAAUGACAAUUGGACAUCAACUAAGGAUAGUAAAUAUACUCGAUUAUGUGAACGUAUUGCUAAUUUUGAAGAUCAUAUUAAGCAAUUAUGCGAAUCAGCAUUAAAAAUGCGUAAAGAACGACCAUUAAUGUAUUUAAUGAUUGGUGCUAUCUUUCUUGCGUUUAUUGCAUUUUGCGGUCAACGUAUUGACAAUCUUCUUCUUAGUUAUUUAACAACUCUUACAAUUUGUCUUGUACCGGGUAUUCGCAAUCGUCAAUUAAUUCCAUUCAUUCGUCAAUAUAUAAUCGAAUUUUGGAAUAAUAAAAAAUCAAUCGCAUCAUCAUCAUCAUCAUCAUCAACAAAUGUAUCUGUAUCGAGUUCAACUCCAACAAUCUCAUCAGUUCGUACAUCAGCCAUUGUUCGUCCUUCGUCAACUCAACCAACACAUACACUCUAUUCAACAACAUCUUAUGGAAUUAAUAAAACAAAAGCUCAAUAA
Molecule: messenger RNA, 792 nt
Organism: Adineta steineri
Lineage: Eukaryota; Metazoa; Rotifera; Eurotatoria; Adinetida; Adinetidae
Source: the annotation of a GenBank genome assembly